CUGGUGAUGAGCGGUGGUCUUGAGUCAAUCAGUGCACAAGCGAAUGACGAUUCCUGUCUCGGAGUUGUGGACCGUCCAGCGCAUCGACAAUGCUGGACGUGGUGUUGUUGCCAGUCAGCCGAUUCCCAAAGACACUGUGAUCCUUCGCAGCGGACCGCCGGUGGUGCACGUCAUCUUCAAGAAAUACGGCAAAGAAACAUGCGCACAAUGCUUCCUGUGGGACCGCGGGCGGACAUUGCGCGAGCGCGAGAAUGAGCUGGGCAAAGUCUUCUGCUCGGCGGAGUGCCGUGUGCAAUGGAUGCUGGAGCAGGAAAUCGAUGGGAUCGAAGCAUGGCGCACUCUGACGGCGUUCGUGAAGACAAAGUCCAGCAACAACGGCGGGAGCGAUGAGUCGAUGGCGGAAGGCGCGAAGCCCAGCGUGGAUACCAUCCGACUGCUCUGGCAGAAGGCGGAAGAAGCUGCUCUCCUGCUGCGUCGCGCCCGCGCCAAGUCCGGCGUGUCGAAGACGGAGCGAAAGACGCUCAACGCCAUCCAGCGGCAGCUCGCACAGUCCAAGGACGCCGACACCCUGAGUUACUUCCUGAGCGGCCUCCUCCUCGAGCGUCGAGCAGAUUCGGAGCGUCAACGACAAGAGUUUCUCGAGCUUGCCAUGGACGACACGCCAUACAAGACGCAGCAGGAUCUCGAGGACAGCUGCACGGCAUUCCUUCAGCUCAUCUCAAUUUUGCCGACCCACCUUAUUGACCUCUUGACGCCUCAGCUUUGCCUCAACAUUGUGCGUGCCGACAACCACAAUGCUUUCGGCAUACGCGCGGGCGGCGAAGACAGUGAGGAGUACAUGGGCUACGCCGUAUACCCCUCCGCAUCGUACUUCAACCAUUCCUGCGAUGCGAAUGUCCACAAGAAACGUGCCGGUAGAGAAUGGAGCUUCCACACAGCUCGCGACAUAUUGCCCGGCGAGCAGUUGUGCAUCACCUAUUUGGGCGGCGACGAGAAGGACCUCGACGUCACUGCCCGUCGAAACAGAUUGCAAGACGCCUGGGGCUUUGUAUGCCAAUGCGCAAGAUGUAACAGCGACGCUCCGUCCUAGCGGCCGAACCAUGGAACAAACCCACUUGGCCGUGUAGUAGGUGCACAUCUCUCCCCUUUUGCGGGGAGAUCGCGAAAGCAAAUUCAAGGCAUUCAUUUU
Molecule: messenger RNA, 1189 nt
Organism: Cercospora beticola
Lineage: Eukaryota; Fungi; Ascomycota; Dothideomycetes; Mycosphaerellales; Mycosphaerellaceae
Product: SET domain-containing protein
Cellular component (GO): nucleus
Molecular function (GO): protein binding
Source: RefSeq, a predicted model, not a curated record